GGGUAGUGGGAGGGGGCGAGAGAGGAAACGGAAAAGAAGCGCGCGGCGGGAGAGAAAGAGAGAGAGAGACAGAGUCCUGAAGAUGACAACUACUGACCUGAUCGAGAAAGCAAAGCUUGCUGAGCAGGCAGAGCGCUAUGAUGACAUGGCAUCCUUCAUGAAAGCCGUCACGGAGAAAGGCAAUGAACUCUCCAGUGAGGAACGAAACCUGCUCUCUGUCGCUUACAAGAAUGUAGUUGGAGCCCGUCGGUCAUCCUGGCGGGUCAUCUCCUGCAUAGAGCAUAAAAUGGGUAACACCGAAAAAAAUCACCACCAUUUGGUAAAAACGUACCGAGAGCAAAUUGAGAAGGAGCUGCAGGAGAUCUGCAGUACUGUGCUGCAUCUUCUGGACACGUACCUUAUUCCCAAAACCAGCCAAUGUCCAAGCAAGGUCUUCUAUCUGAAAAUGAAGGGAGACUAUCACAGAUACCUCUCUGAGGUUGCAUGUGGAGAGAAAAAACAAACCACGGUGGAAAACUCGCAGGCGGCCUAUCAGGAGGCAUUUGAUAUGUGUGUCACAAAAAUGGAGUCGACACAUCCCAUCCGACUUGGCUUGGCUCUCAACUUCUCCGUGUUCUAUUAUGAGAUCCUGAAUGAUCCUGAGAAGGCGUGCAAUCUGGCUAAAACAGCAUUCGAUGAUGCAAUUGCAGAGCUGGACCAGUUGGCUGAUGAUUCGUACAAAGACAGCACCUUGAUUAUGCAGUUACUUCGGGACAAUUUAACUUUGUGGACAUCAGACAACCAGGGUGAAGAUCAGGAACCUAGUGAUGGGCAGAGCUAAAACAUUUGUUACACUUGCAACUUACCCACUGAUUUACUCUCACCUGCUCCUGUCCAGCAAAACUAUCCCAUCCCAGUCCCUCAUCCCUUUUCUUGUACCUCUCUGAUCUUUUUUUCUUUGAAAAGGCAAUGCAUACCAUUUCCUUGAGCUGCACAGAGUUUCACACCACCAUGCUGCAUUCUGAUGCACUGAGAAAACACGUGGGGCUGGGGGCCAUCUAACACCAGGGGUAACUGUGAGCUACUCUGCUUUUAAUGGUUAGCUUUAUCUGGCUGGAUAUCUUGGUGUGAAACCUUCUGGCCAUUGGGUUGGAAAUUCUUCAGGUGCCUAACCUAGCCUGUGAUUUUAUUGGAGGAAGGUAAGGGCAGGAAGAGAGGAAUGACCAAAAAUUGUAUUCCACAGGCACUGCUUGCUGAGGGGUUUGCUGCAUGUUAAUGUAAUCAACCCUGGAAGGCAGAAUGGUUCCUACUUUGUGAGUUUGCUUUUCUAAAUAGAGCUCAGGUUUACAUUCCGCACUCCUGCCCAAGUGUGUCUCUCUUCUCUCUCUCUCUCUCUCUCUCUCUCUCUCUCUCUCUCUCUCUCACUCACUCACUCACUCACUCACUCACUCACUCACUCACUCACUCACUCACACUCACACACACACACACAACCACCAUCCUCUGCAUCCUCCUGCCCAGUUCAAUGAGCACACAAUCAGGCAGGUGCAGAGGCAAUAAUUGCCAGUGUGCCUGGCUGGGUAUCCCACUUUCAGUAGCAGUGAGGUUCUUCAGGUCAUCAUGGAAAUUUAUAGGGAAGAAAAUAGUGAUGGCUUUCCUCAUUUCAGGCAUUCUUAACUCUGGGGGCCACUUUUUGCACAAUCAGGUGCUGAUUUUGCUGCUGGUUGACCUGCAUGUGUUGAAGUUCACUCAAACUAGGCUCCUCUCCCCUCUCCCAUCCAAUUCCUCCUCUCCACAAGUCCCUGCAAUUGAUCUGACUACUUUCUAAGUUCUGUCUUGUUUGUUCUGUUUUUGGUGUUUUGGAGAUACCCUGACUCUGAUCAUUGAUUAGCUCUGUUGUCUCACCCUACUCUGGGUUCCUCAUUGUCCUCUCUGCUCCCCUUCCCAUUCCCCUGCACCAUUACAGCAAUUUUGCUGCUAUUCUCUUUCUUACAUUCAUAUGCAGCCAACUUCUGGUAUUUCUCUUUUUGUACUUGCACAAAGCUCAAUCACAUGGUGUACUAAUUGGCACCUUCAGCAACUCCACCUCCCCAAUCUUGCUUUAAUCCUAACCAAGAUAUGAAUGUAUUUUUGAUAUUUUGAUACUAAGCUGUUACGUUCCUUCAGAUUUGUGUCUCAACCCUAGGCCUUUCCUUGUAACUUUCUGCUGUUGAGACCAUGGUUUGUUUUGGGUGAGUGGGGGGGAAAUCUUCAGCUAGUGAUUCUUGUUUGCUUUCUGAAUUGUACUUUUAAACAUUUUUUUUCCCAAAGUUAGAACCAUGAGUGUGGAAAUGUGCGCAGAUUUGUAUUGAUGUAAUCUGAAUUAAUCACAUCCUGUGUCAGCCUAUUUAAAAUACUGCGCCUAAGUAUGAAUUUUGGCAAAAUCAGUGUAACUUUAAUUGACUUGGUCUAUCCCAGUAGGUAAAAGAUGAGCUCACUCUCAGCCAAUAAGCUGCACAGUCUCAGUGUAGCCCACUGGGUUACCGAGGUGGAUUGAGUGGUCUGUUAGUUCUCUGAAAUCAUGGCUGCUAACAUAUGCUGCAUGGAAAAGGCUGGCAGUAUCUUUGGGGGUGGUGCAGGAAAAGUUCUUGGAUGGAAAUGGGCAAACAUUCAGUAUCCUAAUGUUUCCUAUUGUGUUUUGUUUAUUACAUUCCAUUAUGUGCAACGUUUGUUUGUCAUCUUCUGAAAAACAUACUGUACACUGAAAUGAUCAAUUGAAAUCACUUCUGAUUGAACAAACAUGCUAUUGAACUCUAGGUGCCCUCUGAUACUGAGUACAGAGCAGACCCUUCAGUCUGAUCAAUAUAUCUACUAUCUGUUUUUUUGCUUUGUUUUACUGAUCAGUAUUCUGCCUCCAUUCACUUCUGUGACCAUUGUAGCGUGCACGUGAUUGUGUAACAGUAGUGCAAAACAUAUGAAAAAUUUUUUUGAAGUACGAGUAAAUUUGUGUAAACCUUUUUAAGUGAACUGUGGGGAAAAAUAAAUUCAGAACAUCUACACAACAGCUAAUAAAGGUUCAAAUGAGUAA
This is a messenger RNA of Hemiscyllium ocellatum (epaulette shark), 3046 nucleotides long. Its product is annotated as 14-3-3 protein beta/alpha-A-like. The coding region runs from base 83 to 820 and encodes 245 amino acids. The record is from RefSeq and is a predicted model, not a curated record. The transcript is spliced from 6 exons. Lineage: Eukaryota; Metazoa; Chordata; Chondrichthyes; Orectolobiformes; Hemiscylliidae. Gene Ontology annotation, cellular component: cytoplasm. Gene Ontology annotation, biological process: signal transduction.